Aptenodytes forsteri (emperor penguin) is the source of this 638-nucleotide messenger RNA. It is a transcript of the gene PSMB2, whose product is annotated as proteasome subunit beta 2. The transcript has 5 exons. Gene Ontology annotation, biological process: proteasomal protein catabolic process. NCBI's taxonomy places the organism in Eukaryota, Metazoa, Chordata, Aves, Sphenisciformes, Spheniscidae. Bases 12 to 515 code for a protein of 167 amino acids. The record is from RefSeq and is a predicted model, not a curated record. Gene Ontology annotation, cellular component: nucleus; proteasome core complex; proteasome core complex, beta-subunit complex. Gene Ontology annotation, molecular function: peptidase activity.
ACCAUGACAAAAUGUUUAAGAUGAGUGAAAAGAUCUUACUCCUGUGUGUUGGGGAGGCUGGAGACACUGUACAGUUUGCAGAAUACAUCCAGAAAAAUGUUCAGCUCUACAAAAUGAGAAAUGGUUAUGAAUUGUCUCCUACUGCAGCUGCAAACUUUACACGACGAAACCUAGCUGACUAUCUUCGGAGUCGAACCCCUUACCAUGUCAACCUUCUCCUGGCUGGCUAUGAUGACCACGAUGGUCCUGCCCUUUAUUACAUGGAUUACCUUGCGACUCUGGCUAAAGCUCCUUUUGCAGCACAUGGAUAUGGUGCAUUCCUUACCCUCAGCAUCCUUGACCGCUAUUACAAGCCAAGUAUCACACGUGAGGAAGCUGUGGAGCUCCUAAAAAAAUGUCUAGAGGAGCUUCAGAAACGCUUCAUCCUAAAUCUGGCUUCUUUCAAUGCCCGGUUCAUUGACAAAGAUGGCAUCCAUGAAGUGGACAAUAUACCCCUUCCAAAAGCGAUGUCCUAACCCCUGAGAUCUUUCUUCAGCAGUCUUCUUUUUUGUUCACUUUUGUUUUUUUCUAUUCGUUUGAAGCACACAAGUCAUGUACUGCACUGGGAGAUCGAAUAAAGAUUGACAUUUAUAUAGCCA